AUGCUACCAGACGAGAUCCCUUGGCCAGUCGAUCCGGUACCUACGUUAGAAGAUGAUGAAGUAGCCAAGACCGGGCUCAAGGCGCCGCUUCCGCUCUGUGAUGAGAUGGACGCAGUACUCGGCGCACUGGACGCCUGGGACAUGGUUAGUCCGCUCGACGAUGAGGUCGUUUGUCCAGCUGCUGAGCUUUGUGUUGAAGACGGAUUCUGGCCAGGGUUAGAGGCGAGGCUAGAAGACGGACCUGAACCUGAGAGAGAUGCUGAAGAUGAUCCAACUGCCGCAGUGGAAGAUCCAGCCGCACUUGAGCCACCUCGAGAGUUCGAAAACGACGCCGAUAAGGUGCUGAUACUCGACGCAUCUGGCAGGAUAGUCACGGUCAAGGAGUCCAGGGUUGAGCCGCUUGGAAGUCCAGUGAGAGACAAGGCUGAGGGUGAGCUGGAAGACAUGCUACCAGACCGCCCAACAGAUGUUUGCGUUGUAGCAGACGAAGUUGUGGUCUGGAGCCCCGGUGCUGAAGACAAAGCCGCAGAUGACUCCGCUCCAGAACCACUUCGCUGCUGGCUUGUUGAUGAUGUUGCAAGGGCUUGA
Molecule: messenger RNA, 588 nt
Organism: Zasmidium cellare ATCC 36951
Lineage: Eukaryota; Fungi; Ascomycota; Dothideomycetes; Mycosphaerellales; Mycosphaerellaceae
Exons: 1
Coding region: 1-588 (195 amino acids)
Source: RefSeq, a predicted model, not a curated record